Portunus trituberculatus (swimming crab) is the source of this 1557-nucleotide messenger RNA. RefSeq lists its product as uncharacterized. The transcript is spliced from 4 exons. The record is from RefSeq and is a predicted model, not a curated record. NCBI's taxonomy places the organism in Eukaryota, Metazoa, Arthropoda, Malacostraca, Decapoda, Portunidae. Bases 1 to 1557 code for a protein of 518 amino acids.
AUGUACAACCUUCUCUUUCAAGAGAUGGAGGAUAUUCCGUUCUCACUUCCCUCGCGGGCUGUUGUUGUUCCGCUGUGCGAGUCUUCAGCUGAGGUGGACGCGGAUGCUCGUGCUUCUGGCACAGUCGAGCUACGUGUUGCUGGGCUUCUCUUGGGGUUGACCUUAGCUCCAUGUACUUUUACAAAACUGCUCAAACCAGUUCUUUGUCACCUUCGGAAACUUGGUAUAGUGGUAGUUUGCUAUUUAGAUGACUGCAUCUUCUUUUCCACUUCUCCAGCUGAGCUUCGACUUCAGGUUGGCUAUGCUAUGCAUCUGUUUGACACUCUAGGACUGACAAUUAAUGUAAACAAAUCUGUUCUUAUUCCUUCUCAGGAUGUGGAGUUCCUUGGCUUCAUCCUUAACUCUACUAAUAUGACUGUUGCCUUGCCUCUACACAGGAAGGAAUGCAUUAGGAGACAAGGUUUGGCAUUGUUGUGCCAUGAGGUAGUUACCUUACAUGAUCUCGCUUCUUUUAUUGGGAUGACAGUGGCUGCUGAUCCGGCAGUGGAGUUGGCCCCAUUAAGGUACAAAUAUUUAGAGAUCAUUAGGAAUCGUGAACUGACUAGGAAUCAUGGUGAUUAUUCUGCUACAAUUAAUUUAGAUUCACAUGCUAGGGACCUUAUACAUUGGUGGGUCCACAACAUCGAUUGCCAAACGAAGUCUCUACGUCCUUCCUCCCCACAGUUGGAGCUGUACGCGGAUGCUUCCUUGACUGGUUGGGGUGCUAGUAUGGGUACUGUCAAGACAGGUGGUCAUUGGGCUCAGGAGGAACUGGACCACAUUAAUGUCUUAGAAUUAAAAGCCAUAUUAAUGGGUCUGUCGUCUAUCUGUAAGAAUCACCGGGACACUCAUGUCCAGCUUAGGUCUGACAACAUCGCCACAGUUGUUGGAUUAGGUCGGGUUGGUAGUACUAAGCCCAGCCUUAAUGCAGUCAUAGAGGAAAUUUUUGCUUGGGCAGAGUCUAGAGGAAUCACUUUAUCUGCUGAACAUGUGAAAGGGUUACAUAAUGCGGAGGCUGAUUUUGAAUCACGUGUUUGGAACUUAGGUGCAGAAUGGAUGCUUCACCCUGAGAUUUUCAAAUUAGUUUGUGGUAAAUUCUUUACACCUGACAUUGACCUUUUUGCCACUCACAUUAAUGCCCAGUUACCAGUGUAUGUCUCUUGGCGGCCAGACCCGACUUCAACUUAUGUUAAUGCCUUUACCAUUUCUUGGUCCACUGGAAACCUUUAUGCUUUUCCUCCUUUCAGCAUCAUUUGCAGGGUUCUAGAGAAGAUCCAGGUGGAGGGGGCGACAGUUCUUGCCAUUCUGCCCCUAUGGCCAACCCAAGUUUGGUUUCCGAGGGCCCUGCAACUGUUGGCAGUCCCUCCUUUCUUGCUGCCUCCCAACCCCAUUUUUCUACCACAGGACCCUUCUCUUUCUCAUCCCCAGGGUCGGAGACACCUCUUCCGCAACCUGGAUGUUCCGGUUCACCUGCGUAUGGAUGGCAGCCCGCAGUUUGCUUCCUUCCUUGAGCUUUAG